AUGGAGCCAGCGUGUCGAAAGGACAAACAGAAGCAGCAAACACCAACCCGUGGAGACAAAACCAAACAGAAAUCAGCUCAACGAGAGCUCAAACAGAGGCAGAGAGCAGAGAUUUACUCCCUGAACAAAGUAAUGACUGAACUUGAACAGCAGCAGUUUGAGGCCUUCUGUAAGCAGAUGCAAACACAAGGGGAAUGA
Messenger RNA from Xyrauchen texanus (razorback sucker), 198 nucleotides. Its product is annotated as small vasohibin-binding protein-like. The record is from RefSeq and is a predicted model, not a curated record. The transcript has 2 exons. Gene Ontology annotation, biological process: negative regulation of protein ubiquitination; protein secretion. NCBI's taxonomy places the organism in Eukaryota, Metazoa, Chordata, Actinopteri, Cypriniformes, Catostomidae. The coding region runs from base 1 to 198 and encodes 65 amino acids. Gene Ontology annotation, cellular component: apical part of cell.